AGAACUUUUCUUCUGCCUCUUCCUCCUCUGGUGGCUUUUGUCUCUUUGUGAGUGGCACCUUGGCAGUGAGACUGACAGUUCGUUUAGCACAACCAAGUGUCAUACUGCCACAGCUAUAGUCGUGGUCCUCAGGAGAAUAUUGCCCACCCACUACAGGAUCAACAUGUUACGACGGAAACCAUCCAAUGCAUCUGAAAAAGAACAGGGCCAGGUGCAAAAGAAGAAGCUGACUCUGCAAAGGUCCAGCAGCUUCAAAGACUUUAUGAAGCCAAAGCCGUCGUCACCCGUAGUGAGCUCUGAACCUACACUGGAUGAAAACCAGCUGGAGAGUGCAUCACCAGAGGAUUCAGGGAAAAGUAGUGGGAAACUGGGAAAGAAAUGGAGAAAUGUCAUAUCUCGCACAAUGACCCGUAAAACCUCCAAGAUGGUACAGAAAGCCCUUGCAGAGGCGGGGAAUGAGAGUGGGGAGGACGGCUCUAUGUCUCCCAUGUCUCCAAUUGACUGGAUUCCAGAUCUCACUGCUGGGAACAGGGCGUCUGUGUGCUCCAACAGCUCAGAGGACACAAUACACAGUCCUCUCUCGCGCCAGCUCUCUGGAUGUGCUGACAGGCAGAGUCUGGACAGUGGCUUCAGCCAGAGAGACAGUAUGAGACUGGAGGACAGCACCUACACAGGACCCUUCUGCGGCAGAGCCCUCGUCCACACUGACUUCACCCCCAGCCCGUAUGACAUCGAAUCCCUCAAACUACAGAAAGGAGACAUCAUCCAGAUCAUUGAGAAGCCACCAGUAGGCACCUGGACUGGUAAACUCAAUAACAAAGUGGGCUCCUUUAAAUUCAUCUACGUCACAAUACUACCAGAGGAAGACACACCACCAAAGAGGAAGCGAUGCCAGAGUCAAGGACGAAAGAACAAACCCAAACCGCAAUCCCUGGAGGAAGUUCUGGAGAGAAUAGGCCUAACUGAGCUGGAAUCUGUCCUGUCCAUGCAUGGCUUCCAGAGUUUGGAGGAUUUCAGGGGCCUGAAGGAGUCCCACCUGAACGAACUGAAUAUUACAGACCCUGAGCAAUGUGUGAAGAUACUGAAAGCAGCAGAAUUGCUUCAUGAUUCGGAGGAUGAAUCCGAUGCAGAGGAGCAAAAGACUGAAAUGCCACGGGACUCAGGUUGUUACGAGAGCACAGAGAACCUGGCAAACGGAUGUGAGGAGCCCCAGGUGGAAUCCCAACCGGACACAGAAACAGAGCUCAAUGCUAUUCAGGAACAACUGGAGGAGAUGAAGGUGGGGGAGAGUCCUGAGAGCCAAACAGAGUGAAGCCACCAGAAUCUUCUUUUGAUCCUGCUUCUUUGAAACUCUAUCAAGCUGGAUUGAACUCUAUGAAAAAACUAUUUCAUAUGCACAGCCCAUACAGAGGCCAGUAGGUCAGAUGUCAUAAAGAGUUUGAAUGUAGCAUCAUCUAUUCGCUCUGAAAUUAUUGUUCAGAAAGAUCCGAGCUUCAAAAUCGAACUGAAACAAAGUUGUAAGAUUUUGCAAAACAGGCUGCAUAAAGUGAUCUUCCAUGGAUUAAACCUACAGCUAUGU
Molecule: messenger RNA, 1579 nt
Organism: Carassius auratus (goldfish)
Lineage: Eukaryota; Metazoa; Chordata; Actinopteri; Cypriniformes; Cyprinidae
Product: SAM and SH3 domain-containing protein 3-like
Exons: 8
Coding region: 164-1312 (382 amino acids)
Molecular function (GO): protein binding
Source: RefSeq, a predicted model, not a curated record